AUGGAUCCGCUGCACGACAUGAACCUGGACGCCCCCCACUCCAUGGGGACGACCAUCAUUGGAGUCUCCUACGACGGCGGCGUGGUUCUCGGGGCCGACUCCAGGACCAGCACGGGUGACGGCUCUUCUUCCCCGCUCUAUCCCCUCCGACUCCUCUUCCCCACUUCUGGACUUUUUCUGACAGUUUUUCAUCCCGCACUUUUUUUUGUGUGUGAAAUUCUCAUCCAUCUCCUCUUUUUUUUCUCCGCAAGUUUCUCAUGUUGGUUUAGGGUUAUUUCUGCCUUGCCUCCUCCAGGUAUGUACGUCGCAAACCGGGCGUCAGACAAGAUCACUCAGCUAACGGAAAAUGUAUAUGUCUGCCGUUCCGGAUCGGUAAUCUCUCGUUUAAUCAUCUAUCCUUUUGCGAUCGAACGUUGCUCGAUUCAUCUUCUCUCAGAUUAUGCACGCAUUUCCGCUAUGUUCAUUUACAUUUUAGCGCCAUUCCUUUAAUUUUAUUUUCGUAUCUUCUACUGUCAGCCGACUGGGGGCAUGUAUUUCUCGUCAGGGAAUUUAUUCGAAGAAUUCAUUCGUAUAAUGUUUUAACGUUGAUAACUCAUUGGAUGAUUCCCUCAAUCUGCAUUUUUUUUCUUUACGAAGGUCUCAGAAUUUUCGACCAUGUCUAUAAAUAUUCCCUGUAAACCUGUUUUCAGCAUAAGAUCAUCAAUCGCCACUGAUGUUUUCAUCGGCUUUCUUCAAUAUUUGCAAAUAUCAUCAGCUUGAGGAUUCUCCUUUAUGUCUAGACCUACACUCGAGACAUGAAAACCAUCUCUACAGGAUGUGCUUACAGUUAGACGUUCCCCUUAGUCAUUUACUCCAUUUACAGAUAAAUUUGGUGGUACGGAAAUACCUGAAUUAUGUGAGGAGAAGUAUGCCCCGAUAAAAGCUCAGUUUGAUCUUGCCCAUGUGAUCUGAAUCAUCCUAUUAGUAUAUGCCACGGAUGUUGUUUCGGUACCUGAUUGGGCAUUUUUUAGAGAACUUUCCAAGUUUGACAUUUUCGAAGUAUUUUUUUCUCUGUCAGUUCCUGUGAGAGAUCCUCAGACUUCUGUGUGAGUCUUGCGCACUUGUAUGUGAGGUGCCAUUCGCAUUUUUAGAUUUAAAACCUCGGAUGUAUUCUUUUCAUCCUCUCUGAUCUUUAGUGUCCUAGUUCUUGGUGGAACAGGAUAUAUAUGUUCUUGCUGUAAAUAUGGACAGAUAACAACAGGGAAAAAUUAAGCGGACAUACUGUGAGUGUCAAAAGCCCAUGAAGAACCUCCACACACAGUAUAAGAGCUGAACAAAAAAUAAUGCGACUUUUGUGAGGAACCUCCAUCCAGAUUAUAAUUAGGAUUGUAUGUGAAAUGGUCGUGUAGUUUUUUCAUCACUAGAGGAACAUAUUGUCUUCCUUAAUAUGACAUGAAGAUGUUAUAACUGUCGGCAGUAUUGGUAAACUUAUCAUUCCUAAGGAUUAAUAUGUUAGUUUCUCAUUUAUGUGCUGCUACACCCAGAAGUUUUCUGUUGCUCCUACACCAAUGUCUUUCUUUUAGUUUUUUUCGCUUCUAGAAACUGAUAUUCUUUUCCAUUUAUGUGCUAAUUAGGUCUAUUUUGUACAAUUUUUCUCUUUCAGGCUGCCGAUACCCAGGUUGUCUCUGAUUAUGUGCGUUACUUUCUUCACCAGCAUACGUGAGUUGACUCAGCUAAUUUUCUUUCUGACGAUGUUUGCAUUAUUUUGUAUUGUUUGUACUUGAAUACCAAAAAUUUUCAAAUCCGCCUCAAAAAAUAAUAAUCGAAUACCCUGAGCUGGUCUUUGAUUUUCUGUGGCUGUUGGUGUUUUACUCCUGUCCCAUUUAUCAGUGAUACCUUGUUAUCACUUUUGACACAAUCCCUGACUGUUUUGUUGGUUUUAAUAGACCUGUAUUAGAUUUGAUAAGAUAACUUAUUAUGCUUUUAUGCAGUUUUAGGAUAAAUGAGUUUUUGUCCUAGUACUUUCUGGAGAAAAUAACAUAUCUGGAAGAAAAGGCUCAUAUUUCGUUCGCUCUUCCUUUCUACUUGUCAUUGUUCUAAGAAGUAUUUCUGGAUCUGUUAUCAUGAGUAGCGACUCAUUUAUGUUAUUUCUCGUUCUUCUAGUUUUUCUUUCUCCACACUUUCUGAUUUUAACAUAUUCAUUUUUUUUAUCUGAAACGUUAGACGAUUAGUAAUCAUUGUUUCCGCAAUCAAUGACCUAAAGCAUAUCUUAUUCCGAGCUACUGUCUCAUACAUUUGUUCGGCUUACUUUCUGGCCAAAUAAUACUUUGGCGCUAUAGAAUAAUCAUGUUUGAGCUUCUUGUUUUAGAAUACAGCUAGGCCAACCGUCUACGGUAAAAGUAGCUGCUAAUCUUAUCAGGAUGCUGUCAUAUCAGAACAAGGUAUGUGCUAUUUCUUCCCCAUGACUCAUGAGGUAAUUAAUGAACAUGAUAUUUAGGAAUCCAAAUUUUUCUUAGAGACUAAAAAGAAUCAUUAAUUUCAUGUUUAUGAUGUAACCUCUUCUGAAUUGGAAAUAAUUGCUGCCUCUACAUAGUUCAUCAUUGGCCCAUUAUCAAUCCAAGCUUUAUGACAGAAAUGAUCUCACUUGUCCACUAAUUUCCACCAGAAUAGAUAUUAUUUUUAAAGAUGAGCUAAUGGAAAACGUCCAACUGACCAACUUUUUGCAAAUUGUAUUUGUCGAUUUAUUUUUAAGAGAUAUGCUGCAGGUAUUCUUAGCCUGUUGCGAUAAGUAGCUCAUUUUUUUUAUUUCCUAGAAAUUUAUUGGUAUCGGAAUGUAGUCAGUAAUUAGUUGAUGGAGAUAUUCUUACUUUUCGAGUAUUAAUGUACUUUAUCAUGUUAAGGGGCUUUCUAUCCAAAUAUUUUUUAUUUCUUGAAGUUAAACUGAUGAAUCUAUUAUAUUUUUCAGAAUAUGCUACAAGCUGGUUUGAUUGUUGGGGGAUGGGAUAAGUAUGACGGGGGACAAAUAUAUUCUGUUCCUCUCGGUGGAACGAUUUUGAAGCAGCCAUUUGCUAUUGGAGGUAUGUAAUUCUUAGGAUCUAGAUAGAUUUUAUUAAAAAAAAAUGUGAUCUAUUUCUAAUUUCAGUUUCAGCAAAAAAAAAUUGUCCAUCCUAUGAAAGCUAGUGCAGUGGGUAUAAUUGCCCCUAGUUUCCAUGUUUGUAAAAUGGUACACAUUUGUAUAAGGAAACGGCAGGGGUCUUUCUGACUUUCAGACUUGCGAGUUUACUGAAUAACUUCUGCAUGAUUACCAUUGAUACUCAGGGAUACAGACUUAGAGAAGAUUGUGGACAGAUGAGUGAUCAAGAAUCUUACCUGCCUUCAUGUUACAUUCCCAGUAAAAUCAUUGUUUUCCAUCUGUUUGGCAGUAAGUGUGUUUUUCCCACCGAACAUUAUCAGGUCCUGAAUAGUCACUUGGAAGGGUUGAUUGGAGAAUCAGCUUGAAUUGUCAUCGUGGGAUUCUCCAUGUGAUGAUUUUUUUUUCUCAGUGAAAUGGAUGAACUGAGUGUAACGUCGUACUGUGGCCUCUUACUUCUGUUGACAUGUAUGGUCGUAGAAGGGUUGAAAGGAUGUUGUUCUACAAUAAACUGUUUCGCAGAGGCUUGGUUUCUCUUUGUUAGAAAUGGACACCUUACAUAAAAACGUCUUGCAUGUUUUAAACUAUCGUACCUUUGAGCCAUUUCUUAAGGAGAGUUAUCACUAUGAAUUUAUGAAUGUUAUGCUACUCUCUUCGUACAGGAUCUGGUUCCAGUUAUUUGUAUGGUUUUAUGGACCAGGCAUGGAAGGAAGGAAUGAGCAAAGAUGAAGCCGAGGUACGUAAAAUCUGAUGAAGCACUGAUAUCUUAUGAAAUAAUAUUUUAUACAAUUUAUUCACUUUAACUACAUAUCCGGGUUUUUUUUUACUGUGGCAUAUCUAGAGGCAGAACCAUGUUCUCUUAUGUCACAAUCACAGGAAUCUAGACUUGGAUAGUUUUGCUUUUCAGUAAAAUGUAACACAUCUGAGUCAUACGAGGUCAAGGUUUAUUGACGGUUUGAUAGUAUCUCUGAACCUUCAAGACAGCCUGAAACGAGGGAAAACUUUACACACUGAGCAAUCGGAUACUGCUGUCGCUGGUACCGGACGCCGUGUUGUUUAUUGACAUGGUGACUACCUAGUUUUUUUUUAAAAGACAAGUCUUUGGUUCUUGGGCACAUCUUGAACUAGUGGUUAACUUUCGAAUAUGCAUAUAAAAUUUGAUUCGCGUUUUAGGCCUACAAAACAAACUGCAACCCCCCUCCCCAGCAUUUUUUUAAACGUUUCCUCUAUACUGCAGUUGUUUGUGUGAACCUAAUUAAAUUAGAUUUAUGUUAGAAUUUUUUUCACGAGAAGACGUCUUCUUGUCGCCAACCAAUAGUUUCAGCUUCCUUUUCCUUGGUUGAGGGUACACGAUACUUGCACGCCAUUGUCCCGUAAUUGGUGUCAUAGGCCGUUGACGUGCGGCUGCGCUCACCACGCUUUGAUCUCAAUAUUUAUAUGCUAUUAUUUUUCGCAGUUUCUGGGUGACGAGUGUUCUGUUCAUAAACCUGCCUAUUUUCGGUUUCUUCAGUAACCAGACAAGCGUAGCUUCACUUUGUGCUGUAGAAAUUGGUUGUGAAGGCUGCAUCUCUGGCCAUGGCUCGAGACGGUGCGAGUGGAGGAGUCAUCCGCACUGUUAUUGUGAGUAUUUUUCUUACCCUCUGUCCCUUAAAAAGAGACGCAUCUGCUCGUGUUAUCCUUGGAUCGAUCUUUGGCGUAAUUGUGGUCGAGAAAUGGCGGCACUGUGACACCAUAACCACCCUCCCAGCUGAUCCUUUGGCCGUUUCCUGUCUUUAGAUUGGCCCCCGUAGCUGAUCCCCAGGGGCCUCUUAACGUAAUCUGAAUUAAUCUCUUCACCUACGCAUUGCUAUUGAGGUGCAUGAUCAAUGAAUAUGGCAUCUAGUUCAGUGCGCCGGAUUGUCAUCAUUCUACCACCCGCAGGUGCCACAUGGUGAUGCCCUUCUCUCUCUUUUUUUUUUUCUUUCUUUUUUGCAGAUCAACGCUGAUGGAGUGACGAGGAACUUCUACCCAGGGGACACGCACCCCCUGUGGCACGAUGAGCUCGAGGCCCAGAACUCCCUGCUGGACGUGCUGUCGAGUGGCGGCGCGGCCUGCCCCGAGCCGAUGAGCACUUGA
This is a messenger RNA of Spirodela intermedia, 5224 nucleotides long. The record is from the annotation of a GenBank genome assembly. NCBI's taxonomy places the organism in Eukaryota, Viridiplantae, Streptophyta, Magnoliopsida, Alismatales, Araceae.